AUGAGUAGGCAUUUAUGGCCAUUGAGCCCACCUCAGACCUGCAAGAUCAAUGAUUCCAUCCAUGCAUUAGCAAAUAACGAGGUGAACAAUAAUGAUAUACUUCAAACGAUCUCGCUACCUCAGGCAAAUGUCCUGGUAAUGGUGACGCCGGGCAGGGUGCUAGCGUACAAUAUGAAACCCAUGGCACUAGUUGCAAGCCACGAGAGAACUCCCGAGUCCAUUGAAGAAUUUGGUUUGAACAGGUCCAUCACUCAGUCUGUAGCAUUGGAUAGACAUGUUGGGGGCCUGAAUAAUCAAACACAAUCCAACAGCUUAGCUUGGAAUCAGGGAAAAAUCGUCUUUUAUGUUGCUACAGAUAAGAGCUUCCUGCUAACAUAUCAAAUAUUGAAGAGCUCUGCUAACAUAACGACAUUCAAGGAUUAUGGGAUUCCAAUUAUCGAUUUCGGGAAACUUAGCGAAGAUCUGGAGCAAGAAUACGACGAUUCGGUAGACGAUGAUAUUCUAACAGUCUUUGAGAAAGGCAAGACUUCCAAAAUCAUUCAAAAUGGUUACGCUGUGACGAAGGAAAAGGGAUUUUUACAAUUCUUGUCGGUGAAUCAGGAAAACCUCGAUGAGCUGCCGGUUAGAAGACUCGAGUUGCGUCUGAAAGUUGUACUGAAAUUCGACUACAGGAUCAUUGAUAUAAUUAGUUUCAAACGACUGUCAGAGAAAGACGAAAAGGCUGAGGAGAGCUUACUUGUUCUGUUUCCCCAUGGAUUACAGUUGCUGAGUCUAGAAAACUUCAAGCUGAAAAACUCUUCACUUGUUCAAUUAACAAAUGGAAGCAGGAUAUGUAUAAUUCAGGACCAACUUCUCGUUGUAGCGCAACCUUCGGACCACAAAGCAGUUUUGAUUAACAACAUUAAGAUUAACGAGCAAAAAGUAGACGUGGCAGAAUUUCCUGUUGAAGCUAAACUAACAACAUGCUUCGAACUCAAAGGAAAGAUGGCGUUGGUUUGCGGAGGCACUUUAGUGUAUUACAACCCGCAGACCAAUGAACUUGACUACAAGUUCAAAGUUCCAUUUCCUGUCAAGAUUUGUGGAAAACUGAACGAUGAAACACUCAUCUUAAUAUCAAGAACCAAUGUGAUGCACUUCAUGACGCCGUUCGGUAACGCCUUGUUUUCCUCCGCUGGAGACAGUGAGUUCGAAGAGCCUUCCUCAAGUUUCGAAUACUCAGGAUUUGCGUACGUGGAUAAAUUGCUAGUAUCGGUUUCUAGCUCAGGUGAAUAUCAAAUGUGGGAUUUGUGGGAAGAGGCGAAACAGGGGUUUUCAGAUGCCCGCUCACCAGUUAGCUACGUCCUGCAGAACAACAAAAAUGAUAUUGCAAUCUACUCGCCAGCCAAAGGCUCUUCGGCCGCACAGGACUUGAUGCAAGUAAUAAAGUUGCCCACUAGGGCUAUCAACAACUGCGUUCCUCUUAUUAAAAUUAGUUCAAACAAUAAACUCAUGGCGGUCUAUGUCUCGAAUAAAAACAUUCUGCUAAUCCAAAAUCUAGAGACAAAUGUGUGGUAUACCUUCAAGGAGAUGACAGUUCUGGAUAUGCAUUGGUUGAGCAGUACAUACUUGCUAUGUGCUAUCAAAAGAGAUGAUUGGACGACUUCCGUUCAAUGCUUUAGGCUGAAUCUUCAAGGACUUGACAGUUCUGAUAUUGCCAAAUACAAAAUAUGGGAAUAUCAAUUACAGGCGCCGGUUGAACGGCUUAGACUACAAGUGAGCUUAUUCCAUAAGCACAAAUUGCUGAAGAUUAAAUCACGAGAAAAUUCUGAGCUGGAGAAAUAUGGGGAAAAAUUCUACAAGACAGCAGAAGUAAUAAUAACUACUAGUGAUAAGAUAGUAAUAUUUGCGAUCUUGUCAAUUCUUCAUCCUAGCGGUAUCCACAUUAUAAAAAAAUUUCAUGAACAUGCGAAGAUUACUAUCCCAUCUCCAAUUUUAACGGAAUCUAUCGAUUGGGCUGCCAGCUUCAAAGAUGGACUCAUUUACUGUUCUGAUAAUAGGAUCAUGAAAGCCAGCGAAAUCAGCGGAAGUGGCUGGACAACAACAGUGCUAUUAGAAGAGGUGGAGCGAAUAAUAGACAUUCUCUCCGAUGAAAUUUACGUAGUCAGCGGACACUGCAAACUGUUCUAUAAGAUUGAUGACUUAUGGGAAAAAAGACCGCCUCUAUUAUCGAUCCGCUUAGAAGAUGACUAUUAUCCUAUUUCGGUGUCCCCAGACGCAACCACGAUACAUGGGUUGAGUUGCGUCUUCCACAACGACUACUCCAAGCUGAUAAUCAAACAUAAGAUAUACCUUGAUCAAAUGAUCUCCGCGAAGAUAGCUCAAAAUGUCAGCUUGCAAGAUAUAUCAACCGAGUUCCGCCCGAUAAAACAUUAUAACUUUGCGCUGGAAAAGAUACUUUCGCUCAAGAUCCUCGCUAGCGAGCCCUUAGAUCAGAUUAUAGAACUGGUGAAACUAUGUGAUAGUCCCCAAAAUUGGGAAGCGAGCGGAUUUAACCCUCAUAGUGACAUGCUGGAGAUAAUCAGUAACUGUCUGCGGAAAAUUGAAGCGAAACACUGGAACCAACUCUUUUCUAAUUUGAAAAUGACACCUCGCGAACUUUUAGCCAGGUGCCUCGAGGGAAAUGAGGCUAAGAUCAUCGGUGUAUUAUUACUUGUCUUCCUCAAUUACGACGUCGAACUUGUGGAUGACCUGAGAAGCGACAAAGUAGAUGACGAUAGCGAUAGCACAGUGCCAUCAGAGGGCAAGGAUUCUGCUGUUGCGGAUCUUAUAAGGGAUCAAGAGAUGAUGCUGAAAGUGCUCAGGCUCCUCGUAACGAGCGCUGCGAAUGCGGAAGACAGUGCUACGGCUGCAGAAUCAUGGGACAUGUGUUUCCAAUUAAUAAGACUUCUGAAAGAGCUCGAUAAGCAGAACAAAACCCAACUGGUUCAACAAGCGCUGCAGAUGUUUCAAUAG
Molecule: messenger RNA, 2991 nt
Organism: Torulaspora globosa
Lineage: Eukaryota; Fungi; Ascomycota; Saccharomycetes; Saccharomycetales; Saccharomycetaceae
Gene: RIC1
Product: Ric1p
Exons: 1
Coding region: 1-2991 (996 amino acids)
Biological process (GO): intracellular protein transport; retrograde transport, endosome to Golgi
Cellular component (GO): Ric1-Rgp1 guanyl-nucleotide exchange factor complex; Golgi membrane; cytosol
Source: RefSeq, a predicted model, not a curated record